AUGGUAACAGACUCCUCUCUCUCCCCUCUCCCUCCCGCUCAGAUCGACAAGUUCAUUAACUCCCAGGAGUCCCGGCUGUGCCCCCCGGACUACAGCGACAUCCUGCGGGUGGUGAGGCGGGCCGACGAGCGCCACGGCCUGGGCCUGAGCCGGCGCCAGCUGACCCAGAUCGCGCAGGACGCCUUCCGCGACACCGGCAACAGCCUGCAGGAGCGCCGCCACCUGGACAUGGUCUACAACUUCGGCUCGCACCUGACCGACGGCUACCAGCCCGCCACCGACCCCGCCCUCGCUGACCCCACCCUGGACCGCCGGCUCCGCACCAACCGGACAGUCGCCCUGAUCAGCCUGGACGACGUCAUC
This is a messenger RNA of Lepisosteus oculatus (spotted gar), 363 nucleotides long. The record is from RefSeq and is a predicted model, not a curated record. Lineage: Eukaryota; Metazoa; Chordata; Actinopteri; Semionotiformes; Lepisosteidae.